Molecule: messenger RNA, 645 nt
Organism: Sorex araneus (European shrew)
Lineage: Eukaryota; Metazoa; Chordata; Mammalia; Eulipotyphla; Soricidae
Gene: CD80
Product: CD80 molecule
Exons: 3
Biological process (GO): cell surface receptor signaling pathway; negative regulation of T cell proliferation; positive regulation of T cell proliferation
Cellular component (GO): external side of plasma membrane
Molecular function (GO): coreceptor activity
Source: RefSeq, a predicted model, not a curated record
UUACUUCUCAUGCAAUCACUUUUUCAUUUCUCCCUAGGCAUCUCCCAGGUGAACAAGACAGUCAACGAUAUUGCAAUUCUACCCUGCGAUUACAACAUUUCCACUCUUGAGCUGGCAAAAACACGUAUCUACUGGCAAAAGCAAAAUGACAUGGUGCUGUCUGUCAUAAACGGGAACGUAAAGGUGUGGGAGAAGUAUGAGAAUCGCACCAUCGCUGACUUCAGCAAUAACCAUUCCAUUGCCAUCUUGGGUCUCCGCCUGUCUGACAAUGGCACCUAUACCUGUAUCAUUCAGAAGUCAAACGGAGGGUUAUACAAAUUGGAACAUCGGGUCAACGUGAAACUACUGGUCAAAGCCUACUUUCAUGUGCCCAGUAUAACUGACCUUGGAAAUCCAUCUCCGAAGAUCAGAAGGAUACAAUGCGAGACCUCUGGGGGCUUUCCAGAACCUCACCUCUCCUGGGUGGAAAAUGGAGAAGAGUUAACUGCUGCCAACACGACAGUUUCUCAAGACCCCAAAACUGAGCUUUACGUAAUUAGCAGUGAACUGGAUUUCAAUGUGACAGACAACCACAGCUUCAUGUGUCUUGUCAAGUACGGAAACUUGCAAGUGUCACAGAACUUCACCUGGCAAAAAAGUAAGUGA